This is a messenger RNA of Apus apus (common swift), 1344 nucleotides long. It is a transcript of the gene PRRG4, whose product is annotated as proline rich and Gla domain 4. The coding region runs from base 79 to 759 and encodes 226 amino acids. The transcript is spliced from 6 exons. The record is from RefSeq and is a predicted model, not a curated record. Lineage: Eukaryota; Metazoa; Chordata; Aves; Apodiformes; Apodidae. Gene Ontology annotation, molecular function: calcium ion binding. Gene Ontology annotation, cellular component: extracellular region.
GUAAGAGACAAGCAGGACCAGUUCAGAUUGGUGUCUUUCUUCUAGGGAUCCAUUAGCCUCAACGGCAUAUAUCACACCAUGUUUGCAUUUUUGGUAUUGCUGUGUCAACUGCACGUGAUGAUUGCAUUUCCUCACUGCACAGAGAAAUUACCUAACUUGAAGAAACCUGAACAGAAAGACGUGUUCACAUCAGAAAAGGAGGCCAAUUCAUUCAUCGGACGACAUCUUCUGAGUAACAGAUUUGAUUUUGAAGCAUUCACAUCAGAUAACCUGGAGAGAGAAUGCUUUGAAGAGCUGUGCAAUUAUGAAGAAGCAAGAGAAGUAUUUGAAGAUGCUGAUAAAACGAUGGAAUUUUGGAAAGACUAUUCAACUAAAGGCCCUAAAAUAAAAAUAGGUGAUGAGACGCUACAGAAGAUUAAUGUUACAGGACUCCUCAUCAGCCUAGUUGCUGCUGGAGUACUGUUAGUUAUCACUGGACUGCUCGUCUUCUACUGCUGCAAAAGUAAAUGCAAAUCCAGGCAACCACCAGGGUACUUGGAUUAUGUAAGAAGUAGAAGACGUAAUUCACCCAGCAUCUUCAGAAGGCAUGAAGAAUUUUCUUUAAAUCCACUUCCUCCCAGAACUGAUGAUUCAGGACUACCAACUUAUGAGCAAGCAGUUACUUUAGAUGGACAACAUGAUGUGCCACCACCCCCUUAUCCAGGGGUCCCAAAAGGGGCACGGGUGUUUAAGAAGUCUAUGUCACUUCCUCUUCCUUAGUCACAAACCUCCUUCUGGAUCGAGGGGAGAUUUCUGUAACAUACUUUUUUUAAAAGUGUGCUACCUUGCAUAUUGCAAGACUGUUUACAAAAAUGGGAAAGAUCUUCAGCACAACUAGGAACAAGUGAAAAUCCCAUUUGGGAAGAGGUGAUUUGUUGCACAAGAUUCUUCGCACAAGAGUAUGAGCUUGUACUGCCACCCUCUUCCAUAUGCACUUUGAGCCAUCCCAUCAUACUAUUGAUGUUUCAUUAAUAGUUUAAUCUUUUCUUUCUUUAGAAGGAACAGUAUUUAGUUGGUUUUAUUGACACUGACCAUUUUUUGUCGCUAUUAAUACUUUAAACCACCAUAAGAAGUCUGCUUUGUUGUUUGAUACAUUCCCUUCAUUGCUAUGUACAUUUUCUAUUUAUUCCUAUAAUAGAUUUGAGAAUGAAAAUUAUUUUAUUAUUUGAUCUUUCAAAUGUAUAUAUAUUACUGCUUCUGGAUUACACAGGUUUGUUUUAGACCUUGCUGGUUAACCCACUACUAAAUUUGUUGCAUUUUUACAAUUACAAUUCUGGAUUAAAAGGAACCAUUCAUUGCAUGGCA